Messenger RNA from Hippocampus zosterae (dwarf seahorse), 857 nucleotides. RefSeq names its product galectin-4-like. The record is from RefSeq and is a predicted model, not a curated record. The transcript is spliced from 4 exons. Gene Ontology annotation, molecular function: carbohydrate binding. The coding region runs from base 167 to 715 and encodes 182 amino acids. Lineage: Eukaryota; Metazoa; Chordata; Actinopteri; Syngnathiformes; Syngnathidae.
UGGCUUCCCUUGUUGUUCCCCAUGUCCUGCGUGCACCUGUGAUAAGUGUCCUUGUCCCAAGUUGGAGUGUCGUCCUUGUAGUUGUCCUGAGUGUCAUUGUGCUACUUGUGCCCCUCCUACCACCUGUCCUCCUGUCCCCCGUCUGACCUGUCCGACUAAUCCUCCUAUGACUACCUGUCCCAGUCUUCCCACGUGUCCUCCUCCCCAGCUGCCAACAUCAGGACCAGGUAAUGUCACACACUGGAGUGAAAACUCUUCUCUGACGCACAUGCCUGAUGACGCGGAAGGUCCGGUUCUACUUCUUUUGGCGCCUCAUCCGGAUGGAUUCAGAGUUGACCUUUUGGGGCUGCUCGGUGUGGGCAGCAGCAUCGCCAUCAGAGGACAAGUCAUACCGAUGGCCGAAGAGUUGAUGUUCGAGCUGGUCGCGGCCAACGACACUGCACUGCUCCUGGUCUUUCGCGUGAAAGACGAAAAGAUUCUUCUGACCGCCGACCUGAAUGGGACCAAAAAUAUCGACGAGAAAGAGAUGGACUCUUUCCUCUUUGGACCUGGACACAACUUUGAGGUGAUCAUCCGGUGCCACGUCGACCGCUUCCACCUGAGCGUCGACGGCGCCCAGCAGCUGGAGGUCGUGAACUGGGUUGGAGACCCGCAAAGCAUUACGGCACUAACGAUCGGGGAUACCCUGUUGCUGAAGGACGUGAGGCUGAAAUGAUGUGACCGCCGCGGCCAGAUCAGAAGCCCCACUUUCUUCAAUCGACAUAUUGUCUAUGGGGGGUUUCUUGACCGUUAAUCUGCACGAGUCCAUGUUUGGUUGCUGUGGAACAAAUGCACUUCAAAAAAACCUGAGCAUUGCA